AUGGAAGUGAGGCAAGAUUUCAUGCUUUCACCUGCUGGUGAUAGUGAACCAACUUUCAGAACUGCGCAUUUUCUCAAACCUAUUGAAAACUCCACUCACGAGUUUAGCCUUAACCCUUCAUCUUCAUCAUCUGUUUCCGAACCAAACGGGUGCCCUUUGAAAAUCAACUUCAAUGGCUGGCGCUAUCCACAGACAAAAUGGGUUAAGUGGGUUGAUCAACUUAAGCCCAAGUAUGAAUCAGUUUGGAGAAAAGCUGGAAUCUUUGAACCUAUAAUGAGUACUAAGAGCCGCAUUACUAAAAAUCAAGACUUGCUUUAUGGGGUUGCUGAGAAAUGGUGUUGUCAGACAAAUACCUUUGUGUUUCCCUUUGGUGAAGCAACUCUCACUUUGGAGGAUGUUAUGGUUUUGGGUGGUUACUCUAUUCUUGGCGAACCUGUUUUUACACCACUUGAAGAUCCAGAAAUGAGAGAGGUGGAAAAGAAGCUCCAACACAUUGAAAGACAGGAGAGGAUUAUAAAACGUAUGGCUCCUUCAACAUCUGUCUGGAUGAAUAUUUUCAUUAAUAAAGGGAGUGAAAUUGAGCAUGAAGCAUUUCUUGUUACUUGGUUGUCAAUUUUUGUUUUUCCUCACAAAUACAACCUAGUGAAAAGUUGUUUGUUUCCUAUUGCUAUUCAUCUUGCUAGAGGGAAUCCUAUUGCUUUGGCACCUGCUGUUUUGGCUAGCUUAUAUAACGAUUUGACUUUGUUUAAGGAAAUAAUUGUAGGUUUUAAGAAAUGUUUAUUACGAGGUGUUGAACUUCCUUUGGUGUUGGAGGUUGAUGUACAAUCACCAUUUUACUUGGUUCAAGUUUGGGUGUGGGAGAGGUUCAAAAAUUUGCAACCACAACCUAACUUGAUCGACAAUGAACACCAUGUGUUGUCGAGGUGGCAUAUGGUUAGGGCUUUGAAAAUUGACAAUGUGAGAUUCGCAUUGGAAUCAGCUAUAGAUGAUUUUCUUUGGCGUCCAUAUGUUAGAUAUGCUGAUAAGUGUGGAAUGUUUUAUCCAAAUGAUGAAAUUUUGGUACCAUUUAUGGAAGUUUUGGAUAAAAAAAUGCUCUCAUUUGUUCUAUGCUUGAGAGCUUCUGAGCUUGUUGGAAUUGAAUGUAUAGAGCAAUAUCUACCACAUAGAGUUGCUAUGCAAUUUGGAAUGGAUCAAGAUGUUCCUGGCUAUGUGUCUAGAUUCAAUGAGACUAAAGAGCUUGCUUGGAAAAAUUACACCAGAACCUCAUCGGAUACAAGUUUAUAUUUUCCAUCUAGAUUUUUUGAGGCUGAUGUUACCACGCGUUAUGCAAAGUGGUGGAAAAAAUCAAUAUUGGGUCUUCAGGGUUUCAAUAAGAACGUUGUGCGGCGUAAGAGAAGUGCGAGGUUAUUGAUAUUUAGACCUGAUCAUUCUGCUUUGUUUCCCCCUCCUAAACUUGUUGACGAUGAUGUUCCUAAAGUUUUGAAAACCAUGUCAUCUGAAAAUUCUGCUGAAGAUGGUUUGAAAGAUGAGAAAAAUGCUGAUGCUCCAUCAAGUCUACCACCAGAACAUAACACUUUGACUCCUUUGAUAUCUGCUGUUGAGGAUUGUAAGACUGUGUCGGAAGAUGAUAAGCUUCAAGAUGGAAAUUCUCUUAAAGAUGGUCUGGAAUCUGAGAAAUUUGAUGCCGAUGCUGAUGCUACUUCAAGUCUACCACAAGAACAUAACACUCUGAUUCCUUUAAUAUCUGUUGAAGUUUUUAAGACUGUGCUGGAAGAUGGUGAGUUUAAAGAUGCAAAUGAAAGCAAAGAAGCUGGGUUGUCAAGUGAGAGAAUAUGCGAACCAGAGACUCAAGGUGGGAGCUAUAGCUAUUUAUCUGAUGCGAGCAUAGCGAAACUUGAAGAGAGAAUUAGCCGACUCGAGAAACUUCAUAGAGAAUUGAAGAUGCCAAGGUUCCUGGUGUGA
Molecule: messenger RNA, 1962 nt
Organism: Vicia faba (fava bean)
Lineage: Eukaryota; Viridiplantae; Streptophyta; Magnoliopsida; Fabales; Fabaceae
Source: the annotation of a GenBank genome assembly